This is a messenger RNA of Syngnathoides biaculeatus (alligator pipefish), 945 nucleotides long. RefSeq names its product galactose-specific lectin nattectin-like. Bases 154 to 900 code for a protein of 248 amino acids. The transcript is spliced from 8 exons. Lineage: Eukaryota; Metazoa; Chordata; Actinopteri; Syngnathiformes; Syngnathidae. The record is from RefSeq and is a predicted model, not a curated record.
UGAGCACAAACAAGACUCAACUAAAGUGCCACAGAAACGCUUUAAUGAGACAUACAUUUACAAAAGAUACAUUAACACUUGUGUACUUACACACAAUGAUGCAGUGUCUAACACAAUGAACUGGCAUCUGAUAAUCCAACACACAAGGUUCAUAUGCCUGGCCUAAUUAGCGCCAAUGAGGCGCAGGUGAGGAGCUGCUGCCAGAGGCAGCUGUGCACAGGGCAGAGGCCUGGCCACACCCCUGACAAUCUUUGCGCUUUGAUGGAAACCCGCUGGGGGCAACUGACAUUGUUGAUGGUUCGAAGGACUAUCAAAGCAAUAUAUUCUUGCAUUCAGGGUCUUGUUCAGGAACCAGGUAUCCAAGCCAUAGAACACGAGUUAAUUCCCAUAACAUCAGGCAUCACAAUAGCAAAGAUGGAUUUUUGUCUUCACUUGUUGUUGCUCUUGUGUUGUAUCAGUGGACUGUUCACUGGAGCUUGGGCUUUUGCUAUAAAUAGAGAUCGUUAUUGCCCUCCAGAAUGGACUCGGUUGGACAACCGCUGUUUAAUCUUUCAAAAUGAGGAAUUAAAUUUUGCUCUUGCUGAGACUGUUUGCAACAUUCUUGGUGGAAACUUGGUUUCAAUCCACAAUAGCCUGGAAAAUGAAGUAGUUCGACACCUGAUUCUGGCAGGGGCUGGCUCUUUUCAGCGUUCUUGGAUUGGACUCUAUGACCGGAUUGUGGAUGGAGAAUUCUUAUUUACGGAUGGCUCACCCUUUGAUUUUGAUGACUGGGCAAAUGGCCGUCCGAGAGUGGAUACAAAUCAAGACUGCGUAGAGAUAAACUUUCAAGGUGAAACCUGGAAUGAUAUUCGGUGUGCUGUUCGAAGAUCAUUUGUCUGUGCCAAAGAUUUGAAACACUAAAAACACAAGCAGGUCAACUUGUUUUGCUUGCAGUGUGAUUCCCGC